Molecule: messenger RNA, 2858 nt
Organism: Portunus trituberculatus (swimming crab)
Lineage: Eukaryota; Metazoa; Arthropoda; Malacostraca; Decapoda; Portunidae
Product: metalloreductase STEAP3-like
Exons: 11
Coding region: 130-1635 (501 amino acids)
Biological process (GO): copper ion import
Cellular component (GO): plasma membrane; endosome
Molecular function (GO): ferric-chelate reductase (NADPH) activity; cupric reductase (NADH) activity
Source: RefSeq, a predicted model, not a curated record
ACUAGACGAGUCAGUGCUCAACCUCAGGAGGUCGAAGGAUUGGAACUCCAGUCUCCGGAGAAGGUUUAGUGAGGCAGAGACAGUGGUGGGGGAAGGACCGUCUGCCACAUCUCCUGUCUGACUUUCAGAAUGGAUAACCUGUCCUUUGGCACGGAUGAGGUGGGUCUGGUGGACAUGGACGGCGCGGGAACUAACGGAGUGGGCGCCCAUGGCAAGAGUAAGGCCGCCCACAACCCUGAUAAGGUGGUUGCGGUACUCGGUUCAGGAGACUACGGGCGCGCCAUCUCACGCCGUCUAGUCAGCGCUGGAUACCACGUACUCAUAGGCUCCAGGGAUCCCAACAGGAGCAAGAUCAAGGCUCUGGUGAGGCAGACUGGAGCCACCCUGACAGCCCAGGAUGCGGCCAUCGAGGAGGCCGGCACAGUGGUGGUGGCCGUGGGGCGUGACCACUAUGACCACCUGCCCUUGUCUCUUCUCCAAGGAAAGAUUCUCAUCGAUGUCUCCAACAACACGGAGCGACGCAAGGGACCACACUACCGCAGCAACGCGGAGUACCUGCAGGGACUCGUGCAAGACGGCAAAGUGGUCAAAGGCUUCAACGUGCUGUCAGCCUACGCCCUUGAGAAUGGCGGCCUUCAGGGCAGCAAGGAGGUCUUCCUGGCGGGUGACCACGCAGACGCCAAGAUGAAGGUGUCUGAGAUGGUGAGGGCCAUGGGUUUCCACCCUGUGGACUGGGGCAGUAUCGCCGCCUCGAGAGACAUCGAAGACGUACCUCUUCGCCUCAUGCCCUCCUGGAAGCGGCCUGUAGCAGUUGUGUUUGGCAUCUUCGUCUUCCUCUGGAUUCUGGCUUUCUUCUCGUUCCAGAUCUGCCGCAACAUACAGUCUGGCCAGUGGGACGAGAACUGGAAGAACAUCCCCUUGACGAACUUCAACCGCGUCAUCGCCAUCACGGCGCUCUGGACUCUCGCCUUCUGCUACAUUCCUGGCCUGAUCGCGGCCUACAUCCAGCUGUGGCGCGGUACUAAGUACAGCAGGUUCCCCAAGUGGCUGGACGACUGGCUCAAGAUGAGGAAGCAGCUUGGCCUCCUCAUGCUGGGACUGGCAGGCAUACACGCGUGUGUCUCUGUAGCCUACAUCACGCCGCAGACGACUGGCUGGGUGUACGAGGAGCCCACCAAGUUCCAGGCCGAGGUAGUGGUGGACGCUAACACCACCACCACCAACACGCUCACCAUUUACAAUAACGAGUUCAACUGGAGAGGAGAAUUCUUCCUCUCAAUGGGCGCAAUAGCCACGUGUCUGCUGGUGGUGCUGGGCAUAUCAUCGCUCCCCUCCGUCACCGCCACUCUCUCUUGGCGGGAAUUCACUUUCAUUCAGAGCAAACUUGGGUGGGUGGCUCUGAUCACCGCGGCCUGCCAUGAUGUCUUCUUGGCCUGGCACUACAUGUUCCUCUACUGGGGCUGCUUCAGGACGCUCCCCAUCGGACCGCAGUACGCGCUGUACCCGCCCUUCAUCGCAGUCAUCAUGAAGCUGCCGCUGCUCCUCCCGCCAGUGGACAACUAUCUGCAGAAGAUCCGGCGAGGCUACGAGAGGGGCAGCCAGUCGGAGAGUAAUAAGAAAGGCAACCCAUCGUGAACACCGCAGCAGCCUGGCGAGACGCGAGACUUUUAAAACAUUUUUAUAUCCACAUAUACUCAUACAUGUAAUAUCUUAUGUCAUUCUGAUGUUGAUGUUAUUCUGUGCAUAUCUAUUUAUGCAGUGUGUUGAAACAUACACUAUUUCUUACUGAUUUAUUAAUGUUUUGCUUCUCAGGCCUCAUAUUUUUUUUUUUUUUUUUUUUAGCCACACUGUACAAUACUCUGGUCUCAUACUUAGCCACACUGUAUUUUCGUUUUAUCCUUCUCUCUAUCAUUGUUGUAUCUGACUAUAAGCCUUAGUGGUUCUUUGUUGACGAGUGCAACUUCCCAGCUUCUCUUCAGCAUGUACUGUCAAAACUCGACAUAUACUAACAAACUUGAUGUGGCAUGACAAAGUACAGCUCAGAGUUUUCACUACCUAACAAGAUUCAAGUCUGUAUCUGCUCUCACUCAUGUGUGAAGGAAACGAUUACCAUGGAGCAGUGCUGUACUUCACACUUCUAAGGGCACACCUUGACUGAAGACUGGUUUGAACUAAAACCUUCCUUAUAUUACAGAAUAAAGUUUUUGUACAAGGAUAGUACUGUAACUGGACAGUCCAUGAGGGAUAUUCAUAUAAGUGGCCAAAGUUUGCUACUUUAAUUAUGAGCCAUUUGAAUGUUACUUCAGGGGUUGGUGGAAAAGACUGGCCAACAGCAAAGAGCAUUCUCUCUUCAGUUAUAUAUGGUGAAAACAUUUAGCAUUUACUAGGCCUCUGUAAUGUAAUGAUAACAUCUGGUAAGCUGCAUGAGGUGAUCAAGCACAAAACUUCUAACAACCCUCUCCACUGUCAUACCACCGUGGUAGAAAAUAAGAGAUUCUUUUGCCAUUCUGUAUCACUGUCAGUACAGUGAAAUUGCAUGCACAAAUCACAUUUGAUGCAAAUGUAAGAAAAGCCUUAACAGUGAAGCAAUCUUGAAGACCCUGCAACACUACUACAUCACACUGUCAGAAGGGUUUCACCUCACCACAGCUCUCUACCAUGAUAUUCCAUCACAACUCAUUGUACACCUUCAUUCCCAACUUCAUUUGGUCAUAAUGGACUAGGCACAUCCUGAACUUUUGAAAAUGAUGGGAGUAUUAUCAAAUUAACUAUUUGAUUUAUAACAUUAAAUUAAAUUAAUAUGUAAUUCAUACAAUAUAAGCGUGCUGAAUGGCUUGUAAAUAUAUUUUUAUGAUAUA